GUUCCCUUGUGCGCUCUUACAUGUUAUUGCCAAAAAUGAAAUUAAUGUUAGAAAGAGAUAUUAACGUGUUUGAUCUUUUAAUACUUAGUAUGAAAGAUUCUCCGAGGAAUGACUGUGAUCACCAUGUAAAUAAGCAAAUGGGAGCGUACGUAAGCGCUACCACUACUCGUUUUAAAAACCGACUCUUAGAAAGUGCAAAGGAAAGCAUACCAAAACGCGUGGCAGAAAUUGAAUGA
This is a messenger RNA of Scutellospora calospora, 236 nucleotides long. Lineage: Eukaryota; Fungi; Glomeromycota; Glomeromycetes; Diversisporales; Gigasporaceae. The record is from the annotation of a GenBank genome assembly.